CUGAUCCAGCUGGAGGGGUUCCUGAGCGGGAUGUGCUGCAGCUGUGAGGCAGUGUACCGUGUACUGUACUGGGAGAACCCCACUGUCUCUUCCCAGUUUUAUGGGGCACUGCUGGGCACUGUCUGUGUCCUUUACCUGCUGCCCCUCUGCUGGGUCCUGGCCAUCCUCAACAGCACCCUUUUCCUGGGCAACACCCAGUUCUACCAAGUGAUACUGGAGCUCAGGGCCUCGAUUGAGCAGAGUGUGGGUGCCAAACCCCUUGAGAGCACUCCAGAGCCUGCUGAGCCCCUGCCUCCUGCUGCCCCCCUGGACCGGACCCCCACGCCCACCAGCACAGAGGACCUUACCCCUGGCAGCGUGGAGGAGGCAGAGGAGGCAGAGCCUGAUGAAGAGUUCAAAGAUGCUAUCGAGGAGGACGACGAGAGCUCUCAGUGCUCAGCAGAUUUUGACCUCAGCCUCCCAGACAACGGCUUUAUGAGCAAAAACGAGGUGAUCCGCAGCAAAGUGUCGCGCCUGACAGAGCGCCUGCGCAAGCGCUACCCCAGCAACAACUUUGGGAGCUGCACUGGCUGUGGAGCCACCUUCUCUGUGCUCAAGAAGAGGCGGAGCUGCAGUAACUGUGGGAACAGCUUCUGCUCCAGGUGUUGUUCCUUCAAAGUCCCAAAGGCUGUGAUGGGAGCCACAGCCCCAGAGGCUCACAGGGAGACAGUGUUCGUGUGCGCUCUGUGCAACCAGGUGCUCAUCAAGUGACUGCAUCAGGGCC
Nestor notabilis (Kea) is the source of this 763-nucleotide messenger RNA. RefSeq names its product zinc finger, FYVE domain containing 27 (gene ZFYVE27). Gene Ontology annotation, molecular function: metal ion binding. The transcript has 8 exons. The record is from RefSeq and is a predicted model, not a curated record. Bases 31 to 750 code for a protein of 239 amino acids. Gene Ontology annotation, biological process: protein localization to plasma membrane; vesicle-mediated transport; neurotrophin TRK receptor signaling pathway. Gene Ontology annotation, cellular component: endoplasmic reticulum tubular network; growth cone membrane. Lineage: Eukaryota; Metazoa; Chordata; Aves; Psittaciformes; Psittacidae.